ACGGUCAAUACGGAAACAACCUAUAUAUUUAACAAUGAAAAUAUACGAACACGACAAGUUUAAUACCAAGAAAAAAUGUAAACAGCGAAUCUCUCUGGCGCAUGCGCAGUACGUGUAACGGCCUACGGUGAUGGCCGGAACAUCUGCGACCUCUAACGGUGCGACCGAAAAGCGCUUAGAGGAGGCAAAAGGAGCAAAAAAAGGAUGGUUGUCCAAAAAAACCCAUUUCACACGGCGCUGGAAGCAAGCAUGGUUCCAGAUAAAAGAUUCAAAACUUUACUACGGCGAAAACGAAAAGAAUCCUGUUAAGUCCAUCAGUCUGAUUGGGGCAGAAAUUGAGGCCCUGGAGCAUGAAGGAGGUUUUGACUGGACUAUAAGGCCACAGGGAAGUAAAAGGACCUUUUUCCUUCGGGCUGGAUCAGCUGAGGAUCAGCAACAGUGGAUGGUGGCUAUUUGUGAAGCUCAGAUGAGCUCUAGAGAGCAUACUUCAAAUGCCUGUGUGGUGCAGUAGUGUGUCUUAUGUGUAAAAAUACUGUCAUAACAACAUAUUUUAAUAUUGCAUAUAAACCCACAUUUAUUUUAUUACAUCAGUGCUGAAACCAUAGGCAAAUCAAUGAAGUGGUUUAUUUGUAUUGUUGAUUUUGUACACAUGGAAUAGGCACAAAUCAGCCUGGGAUGGUGUUAUUACAGGUUCCUGAAGACAACUGACAUUAAAAACAUAAAAUUAUUUUUGCGGUUGCAAAAAAACAAAAACUACAGUCAGGAUUGCUGUUAAAGAAAAUUAAUCAUCAUCUGAUCAGUAUCACACAUUGAAAAUACAUAUGGAGAUUUAAUUUACAUCACACACCCACAGAGGGCACUGUUUAAUAAAACAGGAAAAUUGGCAGUUCUUUAAAGUUUUUGCUCAUCUAUCUUUGUCAUUUAACUUUUUCUCUGUUUGCAUGAAUAAUCAAGAAAGCUACACCAUGACUAGAAAAAAUUAUAACAUGCAGCAUUAGGAAUGUAGUAAAAGUUACUACAAGUCAACAUGUAAAAGUUGAAUAUCACCAUGUGAACACAUUUUAUUCAUUUCUAAUUGUAUUAAAAUAUUUUAUCAUUAA
This is a messenger RNA of Tachysurus fulvidraco (yellow catfish), 1100 nucleotides long. Its product is annotated as pleckstrin homology-like domain-containing protein. The transcript is spliced from 2 exons. Lineage: Eukaryota; Metazoa; Chordata; Actinopteri; Siluriformes; Bagridae. The record is from RefSeq and is a predicted model, not a curated record. Gene Ontology annotation, cellular component: recycling endosome; trans-Golgi network; early endosome. Bases 131 to 511 code for a protein of 126 amino acids. Gene Ontology annotation, biological process: retrograde transport, endosome to Golgi; endosome organization; receptor recycling.